Moneuplotes crassus is the source of this 1304-nucleotide messenger RNA. The record is from the annotation of a GenBank genome assembly. Lineage: Eukaryota; Ciliophora; Spirotrichea; Euplotida; Euplotidae.
CUUAGCAGAGAUAUUUUCAGACCUAAUUAUUUCGAUGAGCUACGAUAAAAACCAACACGAGUGAAUGGACGGAUUUCCCUCAGAAAAUAAACCAUGUUUCUUAGUCCUUAACUCUCCUCGAAAGCAGAACCUUAACUUUGUGGGGAUCAAGAAGAGUGUUAUUAUGGUAGAAAAGCAUUAUGAACAGUAUCUUCCUUUGUUGGAAACUCAGAGCACCAAAUUCUUGACUCAAGGUGGUUCAUCCACUAAUCCUUUAGACUGAACAAAGUCUAUUCGAUUAGAGACUCCGAUCAAAUUAGAAAAAGAGAAGAAUUUAGAUGACCAGACCAGGUUGACGACUGCAGAUGUCUCUGUGAGAAUAUAGCAAGGGAAGUAGAAGGGCCAUCUAAGGAACUUUCUCGCCAAAUAAAAUAUUACUACCCAAGCUACGAGAGUAAAGAUACCAAUCUUUUUAUUGAUGGUGAAGUUCAGAGGAACAUCUUAAGGCAUACCUUCGAGAACGCUCAGAACUUUACUUCAGUGAACAAGCUUUCAAGCUACUGUAGUAUGAAUAAGGGAGCUGAGUAUAAUUUGUACAACCCUAUUGAUACUGAUAAGCAAGGCCACAGAAAGUAUAAUAAGAGUCAAGGGAAGAAAAGGAAUGAGAAGCCAAAACUCGACAAGCCAGGGUCUCAGAAGGCGAGCACAACAAGAUUGACUGAGAAUCCUAAAGGCCCUCUAGCCCAUCAAAGAGGGAAGGGUUCUAUUGUUGUAUCAAGGGAGAAAAAUACCUUCUAUAAUGAACUGAGUCACUCGUAUUGGAACUAUAUCAAAGAGAUGGGAAGAGCAGAUUGAAGUAUGCACAACACAUUCGGGCCCCAAAACUACAUCUGAUCCAGUAAAGCUGCUAAAAUUGGAAAGGAGAGAAAUGCCAAAAGAAAAGGUAAAGAGAAGAUAUGUUCUAAGAGAGUUUCCGUGAUCAGGAGGAAGAUUUCUAAACCUAAAACUGCCAAAAUGAUUGAGAGCAAGUAUAACAGAUUUAUUUCUCGGAAUGGAAUGAAGACUCCACUUGAUAAAAAUUUACAAAGAAUUCAGUCGUCUCUGAAAGAGAGCAGUGAUUAUAAAUUCCUUGAUGAUCAAAAGACUAUUUGUAAUUCUCAUUCCAAAGGGAAGCUUAAAUGUUGUCUUUUAUGAAAUGAGCAUUCAUAAUUUGUGACUCAUAUUUCUGACUAUUCUUCCACAAGACCUUCCAUUAAAGUCAAGAGCUUGCAAACUUUCAGCUAAGGGUUCAAGAAAGAUAUUAAGAAAGAGUAAAAAGUAAAUAC